Molecule: messenger RNA, 1703 nt
Organism: Closterium sp. NIES-67
Lineage: Eukaryota; Viridiplantae; Streptophyta; Zygnematophyceae; Desmidiales; Closteriaceae
Source: the annotation of a GenBank genome assembly
CCCAUAUGCCAUACCCUCCCAUUCCUGGCCUCGUUCUUGUCCAACUGUAUUCUCCAUAGAUUGCCAGGGCUUGCUAUCUUAUGCAGGGGUGCGUAGAACCUCUUACCUCAGGCAUUCCAGCAGUAGUUUAUCUGGUUUUCGUGCCUGUCUUGGCUCGUGUUCUGUAUAAAGGGUGAGACGACGGGUGGUUCUAGAUUAUGGAAUGAUGUUUUCACCGCUCUGAUCGCCGUGCAACGUUGUCAGCUGUUUUUGCUGGCUCGUAAUUCUCCUAUUUCGGUCAUUAGCGGACGUAGCAUCCAGUGAUGGUGUCAACGCCCGACGAUUAUGGCGGGUCCGAUAGAAGUCUUGUCGUACACGAGCGUGCAGAGCUGUCAAAAGUUUCCUUCUCGUGUCCGUCACCUCACCGUCGUUCAUUGCCGGUAGCAUCAAACACCAGGCAGGCUAAGAUUUCCUUCGCUUCAAUAAAAGCUCGAGUGCUAGAGCCAGAGUUGGACCAGAAUCAGUUGGCUCUCCGCCUGCGCGUCGUGGGAGAAAGCGUCCAACAGGCCAUUUCGAAGAUCCAGCUCCCAGGUCUUCCGCUCUUCAAGCUUCCAUUCUUCGACGACGAUCCGUUUGGAGCAAUCACAGCUCUAAACCAUGUCUACGCUGGGACGAUGGCUCGGACGUUGUCCCAGGUCCUAUGUCAUCCAAUUGACACAGUUAAGACCAGAAUGCAAGUAAAGGAUCCCACGAAAAAACUACGGAAAUGGAGACGUAAGGUAGUGAAGAAGGCGUUUGAAGUUGGGCCAAUCGACAUUGAUAAUUGGUUCUUCAAGGGCCCGUCCGAUCUUUUCCGUGGAGUGUGGGGUGCUAUUCUGGGCACAAUCCCAAACGCAAUGCUUUACUUCAUCGCGUACGAAGCCACCAAGAAAAAGCUGGAAAAUAAACUUCCGCCGGGACCGGUGCACGUAGCUUCUGCCACAGUUGGCACGGUCGCCGCAUCGAUUGUUCGGGUUCCUGCUGACACGCUGAAGCACAGAGUACAAGCCUACAUGCAUCGCGAUGUGUUUGAGGCCCUCAAGGUCGUCCUCCAGACUGAGGGGAUAGCUGGUCUCUACAGAGGCUUUUGGCCCACUCUGAUGAGAGACGUUCCAGAGAUCGCCAUUCAGUUUGCUGUCUAUGAGAAUCUUCGGGCCUUCGUGAAGGAGAAGAGGAAGGUUGAGAAGCUGACAACCCCAGAGCACCUGUUGCUUGGAGCAGCCGCAGGAGCAGCUGCCGCAACAUGCACUAUGCCUCUUGACCUUGUGAAGACCCGGCAACAGUGUGGUGUUUCACAAGGAAUUCACAAGAUUGUACUCGCUGUAAUGGCUGAGAGUGGGCCAGCUGGACUUUUGGCAGGACUGGGUCCUCGUGUCUUCCAUGUGUCACUGAUGUCUGCUGUGUUCUUCGGACUGUUUGAGUAUUGCAAGCUGAUCAUGAAGCCUGAUAGAUCACCCUCGGACAAGCUGUAUCUCCCAAAAAUCUGGAACAAGAGGAGAGACCACAUUUGGAAGCGUCAAUUUGUUUAUACAGAAUAGUUCUCGUCUGGCUCCUGGUCAUCAACAUAAUGUCAGCUGUGCGCUCGUGGCAUUUUUGGAAUUCCUGUGCGCUCGCCGUACAUGUUCUACUGUCAGUGUCUCAAAAGUGUCUGAAUUGUUCAGCUAAGUCCAGCCAUGUAACCAACG